Anguilla rostrata (American eel) is the source of this 3179-nucleotide messenger RNA. It is a transcript of the gene ush1ga, whose product is annotated as Usher syndrome 1Ga (autosomal recessive). The record is from RefSeq and is a predicted model, not a curated record. Gene Ontology annotation, molecular function: protein binding. NCBI's taxonomy places the organism in Eukaryota, Metazoa, Chordata, Actinopteri, Anguilliformes, Anguillidae. Gene Ontology annotation, biological process: equilibrioception; sensory perception of light stimulus; sensory perception of sound. The transcript has 4 exons. Bases 223 to 1671 code for a protein of 482 amino acids.
GGACCCGGGGGAUCGUGAGGAGACGUUCCUUUCCGUAAACCACUCCCCGAGUGACAAGCAUCAGGUGGCCGUGGCAACCACUCCGGCGCAGCGUCCCUCUAGAAGCUGCCUGUACGCAACCAUUGCUCGGCCGAAGCUUUCUUGGCUUCGCUGCUCCUAGUCGGGGGGCCAGCUCUCCGGCACUUGGGGCCUGAUGAUCGGAUGUAAGGUUCCGCCGGCACCAUGAAUGACAGGUACCAUAGGGCGGCCCGGGAUGGCUACCUGGACUUGCUUAAAGAGGCCACACGGAAGGAUUUGAAUGCUCCGGACGAAGAUGGAAUGACACCUACGUUAUGGGCUGCCUACCACGGCAACCUAGAGGCGCUGCGACUCGUCGUAGGCAGAGGGGGGGAUCCGGACAAGUGCGACAUCUGGGGGAACACGCCGCUCCACCUGGCGGCCGCCAACGGGCACCUGAACUGCCUGUCCUUCCUGGUGUCAUUCGGUGCCAACAUCUGGUGCCUGGACAACGACUUCCACACCCCGCUGGACAUGGCGGCCACCAAGAGCCACAUGGACUGCGUGCGCUACCUGGACUCCAUCGCCGCCAAGCAGACGGCGCUCAACCCCAAGCUGGUGAGCAAGCUGAAGGACCGGGCCUUCCGCUUGGCCGAGCGCCGCAUCAAGGACUGCGUGAAGAUGCAGCGCAAGCACCACCGGCGCAUGGAGCGCCGCUACCAGCGGGAGGCGUCGGAGGCCUCCGUCUCGGACGCCAUGAGCUUCUCCAGCUACGCCAGCAGCACCCUCAGCCGCAAGCUGCCCUUCCAGGGCGCCGCCACCGUCAGCGUGCCAUACUCCCAGGCCACGCUGCACGCCACGGCCAGGGGCAAAACCAAGAUCCAGCGGAAGCUGGAGAAGAAGAGGCAGGGCGACGGGACGUUCAAGAUCUACGAGGACGGGCGCAAGAGCGUGCGCUCGCUCUCGGGCCUGCAGCUGGGCAACGACGUCAUGUUCCUGAAGCAGGGCACCUACCUCAGCCCCAAGGAGCGCCGGCGCCGCAACGUGCGCGACAUGUUCCCCGGCGACGAGGACGCCGUCUCCCGGGCCAUCAGCGACCCCGGGCUGCACCACCACGCCGCCGCCGCCGCCGACGCCGCGUACUCGGAGGUGAGCGCCGACUCGGGGCACGACUCGCUGUUCACCCGCCCGGGCCUGGGCACCAUGGUGUUCCGCCGCAACUACGUCAGCGGCGGGCUCUUCGGCCUCGGGGCGCGGGACGAGGGCAGCGUGGGCGGGGCCAGCGACGAGCCGGCCCGGACGCCCGGCGCGGUGCGCCUGCGCAGCCGGCUGCGGCGCUCGCCCAGCGUGGACGACAGCAUCGGGAGCGCCACCUCGCUGCAGGACCGCAACGCGGACGAGCUGCCCUGGGACGAGGUGGACCUGGGCCUGGACGACGACCACGAGCCCGAGACCAGCCCGCUGGAGACCUUCCUGGCCGCGCAGGGCAUGGGCGAGUUCAGCCCCAUCUUCAAGAGGGAGAAGAUCGACCUGGAGGCCCUGCUGCUCUGCUCCGACCUGGACCUCAAGGGCAUCCACAUCCCGCUGGGCCCCCGGAAAAAGAUCCUGGACGCCUGCAAGCGCCGGCUGGAGACCCUGGAGGACCCCGAGGCCAUCGAGGACACCGAGCUAUAACACAUGGAUUUGUCACAUCGGUGACAAUAUUCUGACGCACGGACCGACCUGUCGGACAAACGGUGUCUGUUCGUGAGGGGGUUCUGGUGCCAAGGGCGGGGCUGCUGGGCGGAGUCCGGGGCCCAGUUGGGGGGUGCUGUUCGGAGUGGCGGUCCAGUCGCUUCGAAGCUGGCUCUGGUGCCGCCACCCUUCCUGCCACGAAAGCUCGCAGCUCAACAAAAAUGAGAUUAGCAGUGACAUAAACGAAAUGAGGGCCUGUUCGUUCCCAUCUCUUAACGAGAGGGUGAACCAGCCUGUAGUAGCACGGCAUCUGAGAAACGAACGGCUUUGGACUGUGCGGGGUGGUCUGUGGAGCUUGGUUUGGGGGGGCCCAGGUGCUGUUCACCUUAAACGCCCUCCCACCCCCUGCAUUACUGCCCCUCUUGCCCCUGUGGGGCAUUUAUUCACCCCUCAAGCCUGCGCCCCUUUUUACAUUUGUGAAAAUAAAAGAACAGUUUUGUUUUGUUUCCUUGUUUAUAAGGUUCUCCUGUACAGUUGUGUUGAUCUGCCGAGCCAUCAGACGGGGUCGACGCCAGAAGACACGUUUGUGGCGGGGACACUCUCACGCUCUCUGGAGAUUUUGAAGGUGGUCGCGUCGGCAACAAAGAAAUCCCCCUUCGUCUGUGGGGGCUUCCACAGAGAUCAGUUAGCCUGCGCUAACGUUUAGCAUUACACACGAACAUUGAUGAGCCUGCUCGCCCGAACCAGGCCAGGCUUCAGUUUGGAACGGGUGCAAGCAGGGGACGUGGGCCAAUUUCUCCUGUUCCUCUUAUUCCUGUGAUCAUUCCACACACGCUACUCUUCCACUGCCCCCUUUCUCUCUUCAUGCUGGUGGAUGGAAUUAUAAGGGAUUGUGAAGCCCGAAAAUGGGUGGAGCUACCCCGGCAGUUUGCUGUCAGUCACUGACUGGAGAACCAACCAGAAGACUUGGCUCUCCAAGGCAUGUGUUUGGGUCGUAUGAGUGAGUGGUUGAUGACUGACGAUGACAGCCCCCUCCAUUUUGAAGGGUUCGCAAAUCCUCACUGCCCCCCCCCCCCACGUUCACAAAAGCGACUUGACGAACUGGGACUGACCGUAACUGCAAGUAGAAUGUUCUGGAUGUGUAUGUGGUGACCGUUCUUUCUCCAGUGUACAGUGGUUGUAUAUGUGACUGUAGCAUGGUAACAGCAAUGAUUUCCCUUUUCUCAGUCCUCUUCCUGGUCCCUUGCCUCCCUUGUCUCUGCAUGCCAGCAUUGUGUAUGUAAAUCUAUGUGUACAUCUGUGCAUAUGGUAAUAUUUGAUGUGACAGUCUUCCCUGUGUACGUGUCAUUGGUGAUGUACUGCUUCCAGGAUGAUUGACAGGAGAGAUGUUUUGUAAUGCACAUUCAAAAUGAUCUCUGAAACCUGCCAGCCACAAUGUAUGCCUCAAGACCCAUGUCUGAAAGACUGUCUUUAGCAAAUUAAAAAGAAAGAAAACAUGCUCAAGAAUG